ACAACAGGAGUUUGAGAAGAGUACCCAAUCUGUCACUGAACUUUUUGCAAUUACUUACUUUCUUGCCAUCUCAUUUUCAGUAAUAUCUUGCCUGAGGUUUGUGUAUUUUAUUUCAUGAGCUGGAAUAUAUUUCAUAGAUUGCAAGUCUUAUAUUGCUCAACAUUGUUUCAUAUACAUUUUACUCAACAGGUUUGACAAUGUGAGGAAUAAAGCGUGGGUGGCUUCUCUUGGAGUUUUUUCCACUGCACAAGCAGUGCUGUCCAGCUUCGGGCUGCUGUUACUCAUGAAUGUGCCAUUUGUUAUUACUGUGGCAUCUUCUCCAUUCCUGAUUCUUGGUAAGAUACUGUAUCCACUCUGAAAUAUUUAUUAUCUUUAGAAUUUUGAACUGAUUCAUCCCUACAUUUGGUACAGCAUAGCACUAUGGUUUGCUAGUCUUAUUUUUGUUGAACAUUAUUUGCGUUUUAUGUUAUAUUUUAUAUUGCACUCAAAAAAUGAAACAAUAUUUGACUGUGAAACAACUUUUUAACUUUGGUAUUUCCUGCAUUUGGAAGCUCACUAUCACUAUUUGACGACCCACUGGUAUAGCUUAUAUCAAAAUAUCAGACACACUUCACCCAAACGCUACUGUUUUGAGAUUUAUAUUUUGAGACCUGGAUAGAUUUUAAAUGCCAUAUAGAACAUACAACUGUAUGUUCUGUAUAGUUCUAAAUAUAUGGACAUGUGACAAAAAAAAUCUGCUAGAUUAACUGGGUGGCACAUCUUACCCCACUCACUGUAAGUUACAUUGGAUAAAAUGGUCCAAAGGCAUAAAUGCAAAUGCACACAGAGCACCACAUUUCAUAUUCUCCACAACUGACACAUUUUCAUUUCAAAAUGUGAAACUGUUUUUUAGGAAUCGGUAUCGAUGACAUGUUUAUCAUGAUCUCCAGCUGGCAACGAACCAACAUUCAAGACACAGUGCCAGACCGUAUGGCUGAUACCUACAGGGAGGCAGCCAUUUCCAUUACUAUCACCACCCUGACUGACGUGCUAGCCUUCUACCUCAGCUAUGGUAACCCCUUUGGCUCAGUUCAGUCUUUCUGUUUUUAUGCGGGCACGGCCAUCUUGUUCUGCUACUUCUAUAACAUCACUUUCUUUGGAGCUUGUCUGGCUCUGAAUGGCAGAAGGGAGGGGGCGAACAGACACUGGUUAACUUGCAUGAAGGUCCCAGAGGAGGUCCCACCAGGACGGUCUAAAGCAUACGCUGUCUGCUGUCUCGGAGGAUCUUACAACCAUGACACAGGAACCGAGGAAGAGCACCCAAUGACAUUGUUCUUCAGGAAGUACUAUGGACCAUUUUUGACAACAGUUUGGAGUAAAGCAAUAGUAGUUUUUAUCUACUUAGUAUACAUUGCUGUUAGUGUUUAUGGCUGCCUGCAGCUCAAGGAAGGCAUUGAUCUCAAGAACCUAGCACUUGAUAAGUCCUACAUUGUCCAAUACUAUGAGGCUGAGAAGACAUACUUUCAUUAUCAUGGCCCAAAUGUAAUGUUAGCCAUCAAUGGCACAUUUCCAUAUUGGGAGGAGAAUGAACGUAAUCAACUUGAGUCUUGUAUUAUGCAAUUUCAGGAACUGAAUUCUGUCAAGAACUUGUCCACAUCUUGGCUUCAUUCCUUCGAAAAGCAUGCAGAGGAACAUGGUAAUAACAUCAGCACAGAAGCUACAUUUAAAACACAUCUGUAUCAGUUUUUGGACCACCAUCCAGUGCUCAAACAGGAUGUCAACAUAACCAAUAAUGACAUAGUUGCUUCACGUCUGUUUCUUCAGACAAUUGUUCAGAACUUCACAGAGAAGAACAUGUUGAACUCACUACGGAAGAGAGCAGAGAGCUGCCUGUGUCCACUGUUGGUCUACCAUCCAGCGUUUAUAUACCACGAUCAGUAUACUGUAAUAGGGCAUAUCACUCUUCAGACCGUCACGGUGGCAACCGCAGUAAUGCUGGCCAUCUCUCUUGUGCUGAUUCCAAAUCCUCUUUGCGCCUUGUGGGUGGCCUUUGCAAUUGCUUCAGUUAUUUUGGGAGUCACCGGCUUCAUGGCACUGCUAAACAUUAGCCUUGAUUCAAUCUCCAUGAUAAACUUGGUCAUUAGCAUCGGCUUCUCCGUGGACUUCUCUGCUCAUAUCUCCUAUACGUUCGUGUCCAGUACUAAGCCCGAUGUGAACGAGAGAGUUGUGGAGGCACUGACGCACCUGGGCUACCCCAUACUUCAAGGGGCUCUUUCUACAAUUGUGGGUGUGGUGGUACUUUCAGCUUCCAGUAGCUACAUAUUCAGAACCCUCUUCACCAUCGUGAUGCUAGUCAUUACUUUUGGGUUGCUUCAUGGUAUCGCUUUUAUUCCAGUAUUUCUUACUUUCUUUGGAUUUUGCCACAAGUUGCAGCAGCACUGA
This is a messenger RNA of Ctenopharyngodon idella (grass carp), 2421 nucleotides long. It is a transcript of the gene ptchd3b, whose product is annotated as patched domain-containing protein 3. Lineage: Eukaryota; Metazoa; Chordata; Actinopteri; Cypriniformes; Xenocyprididae. Gene Ontology annotation, cellular component: membrane. The transcript has a single exon. The record is from RefSeq and is a predicted model, not a curated record. Bases 910 to 2421 code for a protein of 503 amino acids.